This is a messenger RNA of Mustela erminea (ermine), 4316 nucleotides long. It is a transcript of the gene ZNF862, whose product is annotated as zinc finger protein 862. Gene Ontology annotation, molecular function: protein dimerization activity. The record is from RefSeq and is a predicted model, not a curated record. NCBI's taxonomy places the organism in Eukaryota, Metazoa, Chordata, Mammalia, Carnivora, Mustelidae.
GUGGGCUGCAGAUGGGCGCGGGGCCCCUGGAGCAGGAGAUCCUCCGUCUCAAGGACCUGAACGCCGUGCGCUGGGUGGCCAGCAGGAGGUGCACGCUCAACGCGCUUGUCGUGAGCUGGCCGGCCCUGGCUGGGCACCUCCAGGCUGUGGCGGAAGCUGGGGGCCAGACGGGGCCCAGGGCCAAGGGCCUGCUGAAGCUGAUGAAGAGCUUCCACUUCGUCAAGUUCUGCCACUGCCUUUUGGACUUCCUGAGCAUCUACAGGCCCCUGUCGGAGGUGUGCCAGAAGGAGAUGGUGCCGAUCACAGAGGUGAACUCGGCACUGGGACAGGCCUACGCAGCCCUGGAGGCCCUGCGACACCAGGCGGGUCCCAAGGAGGAGGAGUUCAACGCAGGCUUCCGAGAGGGGUGGCUGCACGGCAUCUCCCUGGACAGACAGGAGGGGGCGGGGCAGUGCUUGGCAGCGGACUGGGAGAAGGUGAUCCUCACGGGGAUCGAGUACCUCCAGCGAAGGUUUGACAUGGCCCGGGCCCCGCAGCUCAAGAACAUGGAGGUGUUUGACACCGUGGCCUGGCCAAGUGGGCUGCAACUGGCCAGUUUCGGGACCGAGGAUAUUCUGGCCCUUGCCAGGUCCUUCGAGCUCUCGCUCCCCACAGGAUACGGCAAGGAGGCGCUCCUGGAGGAGUGGCUGGGCCUGAAAGCCCUGGGCAGGAACCUCCCGUUCUCCAUGCUCUGUAAGAACGCCAUGGCGCAGGGCUGCCGCUUCCCGCUGCUGAGCAGGCUCUUGGCCAUCGUGGUCUGCGUGCCCGUGUCCACUGCCUGCUGCGAGCGGGGCUUCAGUGCCAUGACCCGGAUCAGGACCGAUGAGAGGACCAAGCUCUCCAAUGAGGUGAUCAACAUGCUCAUGAUGACAGCGGUGAACGGGGUGGCCGUCACGGAGUACGACCCACAGCCUGCCAUCCAGCACUGGUACCUGACCUCCUCGGGCCGGCGGUUCAGCCAUGUCUACGUGUGCGCCCAAGUGCCGCCCCGCUCUCCAGGCUGAGCGGGGUUCAGGAAGGAGAAGACGGGGCCACUCUUUAUGGCGGAGGCUGUGACCCAGAAGCCACCCUUUCCAGCCUACAGGGAGCCAGCGGAGAUCCCGAAGGACUGCACUGUGGACCCUCCUGACAGAUUCCUAUACCCCCACCCCCACACCAGCCAAGAGGCCCCUGAGCUGUCCUGACAGAGAGCUCCCAUAGGACUCCUUGGGAUUGCCUUGGAGAACCCCCUGCUGCCCUGACCCUUGGGAUUGUGGUGACAGGCUCUCUGCAGAAUCUAGGCUGCCCUAGAAUCUUCCUUUGCGGGGACUCUGUAAGUACCAGGAAGUGGGCAGUGACAAGCCGGUUAAGCCCAUCUCCCAGAGAUGCAGGGUAAUCAGGAGCAGAAGCCUGUUUACCAAGGCCCCUCUUGAAGCAGCGGUGACCCCACAGCACUGAAACAGGCAGAAGGGUUCCCAUCUCAGAUUCAUCUUCAAGGUGCUUCAGGAAAUGAUCCUAUCAGGAAAGAUGUCACUCCAUGUUCUGGGGGCAAGAGGACUUCUCUGAAGUGGGAGAAACUGUUGGGGGUAAGGGCUAAAAGGAGCCCCUCAGCCCCCCAGGAUGGGGCGGGAGCAUUCCAGGGAGGCGGUGGCACGGAGGAGGUGCCUGGGGACCGGCGGAGGGUGACCAGGCUCUGGGGACAACUGGCCUGGCUCUGGGAUCUAUCACCCUGGCUCCAUGGCAGACACAGGGAAGCCUCCACUGCAGACAGGAGACACAGCAGAGAAUUCCUUCCCCUCCUCCAGGGCCUCCCUUAGGAUGAGCCAAGCAAAACCCUCUACACAAAGCCCUCAAGAGAGGCCGCCUUCCUGUAGCCCCAGGACCACAGAGGAAAGUCUUUCUGGGGGUGAGCUGCUUCCUCUCAGCGGUGGCAGCCCUUCUGUGUGACUUGCACCAGUGCUGGACGUGAGCCCGGGCUCUAGAGGGGCGGACAUGGCCAUGCUUGCCCCGGGGAGGCUUACGGUCCAGCCCCAGCUCUGCUGCAGGCAGAGGUUCAAUCAUAAUUAAUCCCUUCCUCUUUUCUGUGCCUCGAUUUCCCUCUCCGUGACAUGGCAGCAGAGAAUCCAAGUGCCUGCUGGCUCCUGGUCUGCAGGCGGUGCCUCCAGCUCCCAUAAAGACAGACAUCAGGUGGCACAGAACGGACUUAGCUGCCUUCAGCCCUUGUCCUUGUCCCUUGGUACCAACGUCCUUACUGUGGGAAGAUGAGUUCCCUAAGUGUGCCGCUCUUCCCAAAGUUGCUCUGGGACCCAGCCUAGGAAUCACUGGGGGUGCUUGUUAAAUAUGGCUCCCCAUACCUGCCUGAUCAGAUCCGUGGAACUGAGGCUCAGGGAUGGUCCAUUGUCCGCAGGAUCCUCCAGGAACCUUGUGGGCCCACUCAAACUUGAGGACCCCCACCCCAUCUCCCCUGUCUCCCAGAAGUAAAGCACUUUCCCCUCCAGGGCAGCUUCAUUUUAGAGGCAGGAUCUGAGGCUGCUCACCUGGUGGGGAAGAUGUGGGGCCUAGGUCCUGCCUUCCCAACCAUGGGUGGGAAAUGGGUUGGUUAGAGGGAAAAGCUUCUUCACCCCCCCCCCACUUUUCGAGUUUCAUACAGGCCAGAAGUGGUGCUGCGUCCCAGCCUCGCGCCUGGCGUCCCUGUCCUGUGCUCCAAGUACAAGGUGUCUGGCCCUCAGCCGGCAGUCUGUCCUCCUCCCAGUCCUAGGGUGGUGCUGGGAUCCAGUGUCCCCCAGUACCUGAUGUUUCCGACUCUCCCUUCCUGCCCCCCACCCUUAGCACUUAGCCUUAGUGCCCUCGCCUUCCUGUUUUCAGCCGUGGGCUAGAAUUCGCCCUCACUCUCUGCCUUUGAUUUAGCCUGUGGAAAUGCCUCUCUCCCAGUCUCGUGGUCUGAGGUAUACCACGGGCCCCUGCAGCUGCAGCUGUGGCCACCCCAUGGAGGUAGGAGCCCGGCCCUCCCUCCCCCAUCCACGUAAGGUUCUAUGGGGAGUUCAGGGAUCUGCCCGGGGCUAGGUGUUGUGGGUGUUGAGUUGGUGGGAUGGAAGAGAGAAAGACCCUUCAAAGUGGGGGUUGUCACCCUACACCCUAUUCCUAGAUUCCAAAUUGAGGUGACUUUCUGGCAAGCCUCCUCCCCAUAGCUUCUUCCAUUCUUUUAAGAAUCCUCAGAGCACGAGGCCAGUCCCUCCAGCAGUGUUGUGAGUUCCACACGCACAAUGCCCCGUGCCGCUCUAGGCACGGAGGUGGGGGCCAGGUAGGGAAGCAUCUGGCCUCCACAUCCUUGUACUAAGGAAGACCGCACUGCCAGCUUUUGAGAAGGUUGGGCCCCUUGGAGGAGGCGACUAAAAACACUGUUUGUCAUAGAGAUUUGCACUAUCCACAUUUCUCGUGGGGUGCAGGCGUGCUAGCUAAUGGCGAAGAGGACUAGCCACCUUUUUGUGCAGGACCCAGGACUGACACACGGUGAGCACCAGCCUGAGCUCUGUUUUGUUUCAAGACACUCCCUGCAUUUCAAACCCAGGGCCUGGAGAUGCCCUUGUUGGAGAGCCAUCCUAUUUUUGCCUUGCAAGAGAGCAAACUGAAGGGCAUGGGGAAUAGAAGGGGUGAGGCGCUGCCAGAGUCCUAGCUACGCCUCCACCCUCCUUCUCCUCCUGUAAUCUUCAUAGCAUCCCCUCUGAUCCUGGCAUCCCCCCAUCCCUACCCCCACCCCACAGCUGCUGCCCACAGCGUCUGACGUUCUGAAUUAACCUGCAGUAUAACCGAUGGUUGAUUCCAGUAGCCAUAGAGACGGGGCGGGAGGGAGGGACCUCAGCGCCCCCCCCCCCCCCCCCCCGUCCUUGCCAGACACCUUAGUGUAAUCUACUCCCGACCUCUGCUUCUCUCUCAAGUACAUGUGGAGUUCCUAGGGUGCUAAGUAUUUGGCAAGACAGUGUGAAGAUUGGCCAAUUGCCUGGUGCAGGUGUCCGUCAGCAAGGGAUGCCCAGGGCGAUUGGCAAGGGGAGGUCCUCUCCUCUUCUGGUUUCAAUGAGGUGCAAACGAGGUUUAAAAAACCAUGUUUAAUUCUCAGCAUUUUGCUACCUGAAUAAAGCUGAGUUUAUUUGGACACACGUCUCUGCCCUGUAAGUCCCGCGGGUCAGAGCUGAUCAGAAGCUCAUCCAAGCUACCUAAACCCCGCGGCGCGGAAGGCCCGCCCCCGCCCGAGAGACGCGCUCGCGCCUGCGCGGGGCCGACUGCGCGCGCUCCCGUGGGCC